Messenger RNA from Paramecium tetraurelia, 774 nucleotides. RefSeq lists its product as uncharacterized. The record is from RefSeq and is a predicted model, not a curated record. NCBI's taxonomy places the organism in Eukaryota, Ciliophora, Oligohymenophorea, Peniculida, Parameciidae. The transcript has 3 exons.
AUGAACCGCAGAGUAUAAAAAUAAGAUGAAUCUUGUGGAGAGAUAAAAAUUAUCAAAACAUCAUGGAAUACUAAAGAAGAUAAUUUACUCAAAAAAGGAAUCAGAAUUUGUGGAAUGAAUUGGAUAGCAAUUGCUUAAUACGUACCUAAUAGAAAUCCUAACUAAUGUGCUUAAAGAUGGAAGAGACUCCAAGGACAGAGGAGUAGAACCAAUUAAUUUUGGAAACCUGAGGAAGAUUAAUUACUAUUAUAGCUUAUUACUUAAUUAGGCAAAUAGUGGUCGAAAAUAGCGUAGAUAUUCAAAAACAGAAACAGUAAGCAAUGUAGAAAUCGCUACAUUAAUGCUCUUGAUCCAAAUUUAAAACAAAAUAGCUUCACCAAAGAAGAAGACCAAUUAAUCUAUGAAAAGUAUUUAGAAUAUGGAUCUAAGUGGUCACAAAUAUCUAAAUUUCUUGAGGGUAGAUCGGAUAAUUAAAUCAAGAAUAGGUUCUAUAACAAUAUAAGGAGUUAGUACCUCCAAGUUGAGAACCCCUAUUACUCAAAAUAAACUGAUUAUCAAACAAAAGAGCUACUAGAUCAAGCUAGAGAAGAGCAUCUUCGAAUUAAUGGAUUUAUUUAAAAGGAAAAAAUAAUGGAAGAUUAGAAUGACUAUUUAACAAAGGAGGAAGAUAUAUCGAAAUAUAUAAAUGAAUAAAAUUACUCAAAUCUUGAUUAGGAAUUUUAAUCUAACAUAGAUUUCGAAUAUUUGAGUAGAAGCCAAGAUAAUAUAUUUUGA